CAGAGAAGGCGAUGGAUUGCUCAAAUAUGACUGGCAACACAUCAGGCUACAACAAUACAGAAGUCUUCGACUGUGGUAACGAUACAAGAGUGUCCUGGCCACAAUCUCCCUCCCCAACACAUGAACUGGCGACUGUCUGCAUCGGGCAGUUGGUAGCUGGUGUAGGAUUGCUUGCAAAUCUUUUAGUUAUCUUCAUCAUCGCUAGAUACCCGGCCAUGCGAACUGUGCCUAAUGUGUUUGUGCUCAACUUGGCGGCAGCGGAUGCUCUGUAUUGCUGCGCGGCGCCUUUUUAUUCUGUGUACUCCCUGCACGUAAAAGGUUGGAUAUUCGGCAAUGUGAUGUGUAACGUCUACUACAUCAUGGGGUACGUUAGCGCGUUUUGUAGCGUGUGGUUCCUGACUGCUUUGAGCAUCGAACGGUACAAGGCCGUCACAGACCCCAUCAGACACUCACAGAACAUGUCUCAGAAAAAAGCGUGGGCUGCCAGCGUCGUUGUGUGGAUCGUUGGUCUAGCCGCCGCGUCGCCUCUGUUGAUCUUUGUAAAAACCGAUGUUCACAUCUACUCCGUUCAGUCGGAGGGUGAAGAUCACAUCAUAACCACAUCAUGCGACGCCUUCGCCCCAGACCAGAUACCAGAAGAACUCUUCAAGAAAUUACGUGGCUUGUACGCCUUUGUGGGAAACUUCCUCGCACCGUUAUGUAUUAUCAUACCUUUAUAUGUAAUAAUAUGGCGCGAACUGCGGGGGAAAAAACCGUGUAAUCUAUCCCCACAGGUAAUCAGAUCAAGAAACAGGGUUACCAGGAUGGUCGCCGCUGUGGUGGCGUUCUUUGUUGUCGCCUUGCUCCCCUGGCACACCUACUGGAUACUCACAUACUUCAACCUGAUUCAGAACGUUCCCAAUGGUCUGUAUGACGUCUGUUUGGCGCUGUACGUCACAAAUUCCGCCGUAAAUCCAUUCUUUUAUGCAUUAUUGGGCGAUAAGUUUCGACAGUAUAUCCAAAUCCUUCUUUGUCAGUGGCGUCUAUGUGGAAAAAAUGCUGGACAGAAUAGGAGGAUACCUUCUAGAUCUGACCAGGUGGCAACAAUACUGUCUUAUGAUACACGACUGUGA
Branchiostoma belcheri (Belcher's lancelet) is the source of this 1112-nucleotide messenger RNA. Its product is annotated as delta-type opioid receptor-like. NCBI's taxonomy places the organism in Eukaryota, Metazoa, Chordata, Leptocardii, Amphioxiformes, Branchiostomatidae. The transcript has a single exon. The record is from RefSeq and is a predicted model, not a curated record. Gene Ontology annotation, biological process: neuropeptide signaling pathway. Gene Ontology annotation, cellular component: membrane; neuron projection. The coding region runs from base 12 to 1112 and encodes 366 amino acids. Gene Ontology annotation, molecular function: neuropeptide binding; G protein-coupled receptor activity.